Messenger RNA from Metopolophium dirhodum (rose-grain aphid), 4365 nucleotides. It is a transcript of the gene Adcy2, whose product is annotated as adenylate cyclase type 2. Gene Ontology annotation, cellular component: plasma membrane. The transcript is spliced from 20 exons. NCBI's taxonomy places the organism in Eukaryota, Metazoa, Arthropoda, Insecta, Hemiptera, Aphididae. Gene Ontology annotation, molecular function: adenylate cyclase activity. Gene Ontology annotation, biological process: intracellular signal transduction; adenylate cyclase-activating G protein-coupled receptor signaling pathway; cAMP biosynthetic process. The record is from RefSeq and is a predicted model, not a curated record. Bases 408 to 3488 code for a protein of 1026 amino acids.
CACGCGGUCUCGCGCCCAGUCGGCACUCGGCAGUCACAGUCAGUCGUGCCGGUCCAGUCCACGCGCGUGUACGUCGGUCGUAUGUCGUCCAACCGGCGAAAUCGUGUGGUGUAAAAUACGUUUAAUUUUUUUUAUAAUAUGCACGUAAAUUAUGUCGUCGCGUUCAUAAUAAUAUUAUUAUAGUUAUCGUACGGCGCUGACAGUAAACAAUGACGUAGUUGUCGGUAUAUUGUUCGUCAUUAUAAUAUUUUCAUCGUUUUAUUCGUAACAAAUUAUAAACGGCACACUCGUUUUUGUCGGAGGGCGCGCGCAUCGAACCUCGAACCGGUGGGCCAUCGCGAGGUUUAAAACCGACUGACAACCGCACGACUAAUAUUGUUUACGAGAAAUAAAAACAAUCUAAGAAUAUGGAUUUAGAAGAGCUUUACCACAAGUAUCGUAUUCGAUUAAAACAAUCACUUUUUACAACGUUUGCUUCUAUUGGAUUGGCUACAUGUACUAUCACUUUAACAAUGUUAUUUUCAUUUUAUAAUGCUGAAUCGGUGGUAAGACCUCCGUUUUUGUCAGUGUCGGUCGCGUGGCUGACGUUCGCUUGCACAUUCUGCCUCACACAGGUCGCUCCGACAGCGUUGGACUCGAGGCCUGCCGCGGCCGCGUUAUCUGCGGCCACCGUGGCCGCGUCCGCCGCCGCCGUGCUGUCCAGCAGCGGCGUGGUGCACGCCGCCUACGCGCUCGUACCUGUUUUGGUGGCCACGCACUCGAUGGUUCCAACCCACGUGGCCGUCGCGUCUUUUGCCACGGCCGCCAUGAUGGCCGUGCACAUCGUGUCUUUGCUCACCGAAAUCCAGUGGACACCAAACGCGCAGCACGUCAAACAGAUGAUAGCUGAAUUAAUACUAUUGUUCUCGGCCAGCUCCACUGGUUGGUAUUACAAGUUUAUGACACACAAAGCCAACAGAAUAAUGUUUUCGGGCACCAGGACAUGCAUUGAAUCCAGAAUUAAGCUGGAGUGUGAAAAAGAGCAACAAGAACAACUACUGCUUAGCGUCAUACCAGCGUACAUUGCGGCUGAGGUUAAGAGAAGUAUAAUGCUUAAAAUGGCUGAUGCAUGUCAAGAUGACGUAGCAAAUAAACAAACAAGAUUUCACGAGAUGUAUGUGCAGCGCCAUAAUAAUGUUAGCAUUUUGUAUGCUGACAUAGUAAAUUUCACUCCAUUAUCUGAACAACUAUCGGCGUCUGAUCUUGUGAAAACUUUAAACGAACUAUUCGGACGCUUUGAUCAAAUAGCACAAGAUAACCAGUGCAUGAGGAUAAAAAUCUUAGGUGAUUGUUACUACUGUGUUUCUGGACUUCCUGUAUCCCGACCAAAUCACGCCUACAACUGUGUCAACAUGGGGUUGCAGAUGAUAGAAGCGAUAAGAUUUGUCAGAGAAGCUGCUGGAUUCAACGUCGACAUGCGGAUUGGUAUUCACACCGGAAACGUGUUGUGUGGAGUGCUGGGUUUAAGGAAAUGGCAAUUCGAUGUGUGGAGCGACGACGUGACAUUAGCCAACCACAUGGAGUCGGGCGGCGUACCCGGUCGUGUCCAUGUCACUAGAGCUACUAUGGAACAAUUGAAUGGUAGAUUUGCCGUUGAACCAGGCAAUGGUGGUACCAGGGAAGGUUACCUGGCAGAUCACAAAGUAGAAACAUUCCUUAUUGUACACCCUUCAGAAAAAAACCAAACAGAUAACGGUUUAAAAAAUAAUGGAAAUAAGCUAUCUGAAAACGGUGGAUUUCACUAUGAAGAUGGCAUUAGCAGAAAUAGAUCGCCCAGUAAAAUGACUAAAUAUAUUGAAUGUUGGGGCGCGGACAAACCCUUCGCAAACAUAACUGAAAGUACUAUGGCGAAAAAUAUUGGUCUAGCAAGUCUAGCAAUGAUUGAAUCAAACUUACUUCCAUCAAAAAACACUUGUUUAGAUUGCAAGAAAUGGUUUAACUCGGAAGAUUUUAAUCCGGUGUGCUUAUGGUUCAAGAACAACGUACAAGAAUCACAAUACAGAAACCAAAUGGACCCUUUUUACAAGUACUACAGUGUCACAGCUUUGUUAUUAUUCGUGUGCAUGGUUGCUAUACAAUUGCUGUUGAUUCCUAAAUCGUUAACAAUGUUGGGAGCUCAGUGCGCUUCAUUCAUUGCGUUAUUUGUUUUCGCAUACGCCAGUUGGGUGUCAGAAUACGAUUGCGGUGCUCAAGAAAAUGUUUCCGUAGGUUCGUCUAGAUGGCUUCGUAUGACUAUAUUUCUAUUAAGUUCUACAUUGGUGGGAACGUGUGCCAUUAUUACCUUGCAAGAUUUCAUGGACAUUAAUUAUACCGAAAGUUUUAAAUUGAAUAGUACAAAUGAGUUAUUUUUUAACACUACAAUAAUAUUGGACCCAACAGAAAACCAAAUAAAUUGGUAUUCUUUCUCAGCGGUUUCUGCAUUUUUAUGUAGUACUAUCCUCACGUUGUCUUUGAUAUCGUCAUUUCUUCGGAUUGGUAUCACCCUGAAACUUUUCAUCAUGGUUAUCUGUGGAUCACUUCAUUUGUCUAUAUACCAAACAUUACCUUUAUUUCAAUAUCAUUUUAUGAAUUAUAGUGAUGAUGAAAUACCAUGGCAGAUAAAAAUGUGGGCUCCGGUUAUUCUUUUAGUCAUUGUAUUUCACAUGUUAGACAGAAAAAACGAGUUAGCUGCGCGAACAGAUUUCUUAUGGAGAGCUAAAUUAAAGGUCGAACAAGAAGAAGUGGAAACCAUGAGAGGUAUCAACAAAAUUUUAUUAGAAAAUAUUUUACCAGCUCAUGUUGCAGAACACUUUCUUCAAGAACAAGCACUACAAGACUUAUAUCAUGAACGUUACAGUUGCAUAGCAGUAAUGUUUGCGUCAAUUCCUAACUAUAAAGAAUUUUAUGAUGAAAACGAUGUCAAUAAACAAGGACUGGAAUGUUUACGAUUGUUAAAUGAAAUCAUUUGUGAUUUUGAUAAACUACUUUUAAAACCUAAAUUUAGUUCAAUUGAGAAGAUUAAAACUAUUGGCAGUACUUACAUGUUAGCUUCUGGCCUUAGGCCUGGAAAAGAAGAUAACACAUCCAAAGCUGCAGUGGACAGGCAGCAAGAGCACAACGUGGUGAUUCUGGUUGAAUUCGCUAUCGCAUUGAUGACCAUUUUAGAACAGAUAAAUCGAGAGUCUUUUCAACGGUUUAAACUAAGAAUAGGAUUAAACCAUGGUCCAGUCAUUGCUGGUGUGGUAGGUGCACAAAAACCACAGUACGACAUCUGGGGCAAUACCGUGAACGUUGCGUCUCGGAUGGACAGUUGCGGGAUUAUGGGCAGAAUUCAGGUCACUGAAGAUACGGCUAAGAUCCUGAUGGCAGCUGGUUAUGAUUGUGAAUGUCGGGGCCCAACGUACGUUAAAGGAAAAGGCACAUUAACAACGUAUUUUGUAAGAACACAAUACGACCAGAAAUCGAAAUAAUGAUUUGUUUUGUGAUUUUAUGUGAAUGUGAAAAAUUUAAACAUCUACUAAAAUUGUAUAAUAGAUUUUUCGUUCACAUUUUCCUAGUCCAUAGGCCAAGGAUUCGAGUCAAUUAGAUAAUGAUACGUUCAUUAUAUUAAUGAUUAAAAUAUAAUAUUUUAUAUUAUAUUUAUAUAUAGACAUAUGGUACCUAUUGUUAUUAAUAAUAUAAUAUAGAAUACAGUCUUUAAUAUAGUACCUAUAUUGUAUUAUAUUAUUAUAUUGUUAAAUUAUACAACAAUGUGUACCUAUGUAUGAUAUUGUUUUGGUAUUUUAGAAUAUAAUUUAUAUCUAACCAUUAAAAAUUGUACUUAAAUUAACCAAAUUUACUUGUUAACCAAACAAAUGAAAUUGUUAUUUUAGUUAUAAAUUUGUGUUGUUAUUAUGUUGAACUAUUUAAGUCGUAUAACGUAUUCAUUGAUAAUUGUUUAACAUAAUACUUAUAUAUACCUAUAUUUUAUAGUACAUGUAUCAUGUAUGUGUUAUAAAAUGUUAAACUAUCAUAAUAUACACUCGUAGAAACAAAGAAAAACAAAGAAUAAUAAUUCUGGUAUAUACGGUAUAGUAAAAAUAUUUAACACUACAGUCUGUUGGUAGUUGGUAAAAAUCUUCUAGAUAUAUGAUAUGAUAUGAUGUGGAAUCAUUUUGAAGUUUAUCCAAACAAAAUAUAGGAAACAUUAAUUGAAUAAUUUGUAUCUACGGUAAUACCAGUUUUACAACAUCUUAUAGUUUAUACGAAAUUUGUAUACAUUCAAUUUACAGAUGAUUUUUUUUACCCAGAGUUAUCUCAAUUAAUUGAAGUGUUUUUGUAAAAUAUAUUAUAAAGUAUAUAAGAGUA